AGUCCGGUUUAUCAGUAAUUCACUUACAGUUACAAGAAUUCGCGGCAAAUCUUGUUACCACCACUUUCCCACGUUUUUAUACCGUUCACACUUAUUAUAGAGUAUAGACUUCAGCUGAUUGUUCUCAACAAACUUUUUCAAUAGUUUUAAAAUGAUUCUUCGACCUGCCCUUAUAUCGACCUUCCUCCUUGCUGUGUUGAUACUUGUGUGCACCACCUCCCCAACAAAGAGAAGCAGUGAUGAGGAGCAAAUAGUAAAAAGUGCUUCUGAUGAUAACGAGUACAGAGCAGUGACGCUGUCUAACAAGAUAAGAUGUGUCCUGGUGUCAGAUAAGAGUACUGAGAUAGCUGCUGUGCAACUGCAAGUUGAUGCUGGCGCUGUGCACGAGGAUACAGCUGGACUCGCCCAUCUUGUGGAACAUAUGAUAUUCUUUGGAUCUGUGAAGUACCCUGAUGGAAAAUUAUAUACUGAUUAUCUAGAAGAGAAUGGCGGAGGGUAUAACGGUUUUACAGGAUCGACCUAUACUGGGUACGUAUUUCAAGUCAACAACAAGUCUUGGGCAAAGGCUGGGGAAAUGCUCGCCAGCUUAAUAGGUGAACCAAUAUUCUCGAGAAACAUGUUCGAAUCAGCUAUUGAAGCAGUGGACAGUGAAUAUAGAAUUCGUCUGAGAAGUGAUAUCAGAAGUCUGGCCACGUUAUCCCUGGAGCUCUCUAACCCGGAAGCCAGAGACAGUGGAUUUACAGUAGGAAGCAGAGAAACUCUCAACGUUACUGAUAUAUACGAACAGGUGGUAGCGUUCCAUGAUCGGUUCUACAGUGCUAACCUCAUCUCUCUGGUUAUCGUGGCUAAUGAUACUCUUGAUAGUUUGGAAGGCCUUGCAGAGGAAACGUUUGGCAACAUCCCAAACAACAAUCGACAACUGCCGAUAUACACAUCUUUACCCUUUCCGACCAAAGACAAGAGGUACCUCGGGAAGAAGAUCUAUUAUAAAAUAAAAGGAACCGGACACGAAAUAACAAUAGGAUUCCCAGUCAACAUUCCAGGCUACCCCUCUCUAAGCUACAUAAAAUACCUGCUAAACCACAAAGGGAGCGGCUCAAUCUACCAGUACCUUCUCACACGUGGUUACAUCACAACAAGUUGGUCAGCUGAAACCACACUUGAUGGCCCACAGAAAGUAAUCCUAGCUCUGAUAUGCGGGGCCACCGAGAAGGGAGUUACUGAUCCGGAGUUUAUACUUACUGCAGUGUUUAGGUACCUGAGAGCAACAUGUAGUGAUGGGGUUAACGUUCAGUUGUGGAACUCAGUUAACGAGAUUAACAAGCUAACGUUUAGGUUCCAAGAGAAAGUGAGACCUAAUAGUAUUGCUUAUAGUAUCGUAGGAAACAUGAAGGCAACUAAUGAUCCACGCAAGUUUCUGGGAGCACCGUCCCAAGAGAAACUGGAUGUGACGGCGGAAAAUGAGAUUCUGGGCUUCUUCGAUCCGGACAAUUUUAAUCUUUACGUUGGAUCAGAUUCCUUCUCAGACUCUGAAGCCACGAGCCAUGGUCCUCGUCUGACAAAAAGUGAAUAUUAUUACAAUACACCUUACCUUGACACUAGUUUCACUGAGGAGCAGCUGGAGGCCUGGAGGGAUAUUGAAACAGAUCCAGAACUUCAUUUGCCUAAACCCAAUACUCUGAUACCGAAAAAUUUGAAAAUAUUCCGGAUUGAGGAUGACGCUGGGGAUUUACCGUUAGAAAUUGUGAGUAGGAAUGAAGACGAUGUCAACAUUUGGUGGUUUCAAGAUCAAGAGUGGCAAAAACCGAAGGUGUGGAUAAAAUGUAAGAUCUACCCAUCUACUAUUGCCACAGAUGCUAGAUCAAAAGCGAUUCUUUAUAUGUUGGACCUGAUGUUUGAUCAAAUAAAAGACUUAGCAUUUUACGACGUUAAAGAAGUGAAGAUGCAUCCAGUAAUCAAAUUUGCAAAAGACUGGACAAUAUCUAUUUCUGGUUAUUCCGACCCCAAGAAGAUAGAGGCCGUUAUCAUCAAAAUGAUGAACGCCUUGUUCAGUUUGAGCUUUGAGAUGGAUGAAGCACGUUUUAACGCCACUGUCGUGAAACCAACUCAAAGGAUAUUUGAUGUCAGUACCAAUACUGGACCCCAGACAGCCUACAGACACGUGACCAUUACAAUAUAUGAAAAACCUAUCGAUCCUUCUGCUGCGAAAGAUAUGGCUGCUACAGUCACUCAAUCUGAUAUCAAAGAAUACAUGAGUAGCUUCCUCGAGGACAUAUCUGUGACCUGCAGUGCGAUGGGAAAUGUAAGGAAACACCACGCUAUCAAGUACUCCCAGAUGAUAAAAGAAAGACUCCUACAAAUGGGCUCAACUAUAAGAAAUGAAGACAGGAGAACACUAACUGAAGAUCUGGGACUCUACAAGUUACCACCUGGGUCGCCACACGUGAUCAGACGUCAAAUGGAGAUAGCAGAGGCAGAACCAUCUACAAUUCUAAUUGGGUUUCAGAUAGGCAAGUCUGAAUCUACAGGGAGUGAUUCUGAUAAACCACCCUACACUUUGUCUGCUCUAACGGAUUUGCUGGCACUCAUCAUGGGACCAGCUUGCUUUAACUAUUUGAGAACUGAGAAACAACUGGGGUACGCGGCUAACUGUUUUGCUUUUGAGGAUCUGGGUACCGUUCUUCACUUUUACUUCUACAUACAAGGAUCCCGUGACAAAGCAGGACCUGACGUGAUGAACCGUGAGAUCUACAACCUCAUAGAUCAACAGAGGGUGUUAUUCCAUCAUCUAGCCGGGACAGAUGAGGGUCUGACCAAGUUUGAGGGAGCGAAACUGGCGCUGAAACAGCGGAUAUCUGUACGGGCAAAACACACGAGUCUGUACUCACGUGCUCGCGAUUUUAAUUCUCAAAUCUUUUCUUCUACUACGGACUUUAGCAAGGUAGAGAAGAGGCUGGCGGCUGUGGAGGCAUUAACGGUGGGGGAGUUUGUGGAGUUUUAUGAGCAAUUUAUUGUGGGGGAUGGGAGGCGCACAAUCACGUCACAAGUUUAUGGAGCUAGUCACGUUAUGCCUGCUGAACUUGAGGAGGGUGAGAUUCUGAUAGAAGACAUAGAGGAGUUCAGAAAACAACUUACAGACCUUUUCUAGAUUUGAAUACGUAAUCAAUACGUUAUCAAUACGUUAUCAACUGAAUACUGAUGACGUAAUCAACUGUUGGUAGUAAACAUCAAAAUUUGCAAAGAAAUUACUAUCAUAAUAUUUGCUGAGUAACAAGUUUGCAGACUUUGUAUGGUUGAUAUAUAUGGUUGAUGAUAAUAGUUUGUCGAGAGACUUCAUAUUAUUUCUUUGCAUCAUUAAUAAUAAUGAUUCUGAAAAGUAAUUUGUUUUAUUUAUUCUAUUGAAGCCUAUUUGACUCAUAACUGAUUCCGAAUUUUCUCUAACUCCGCCAAUUUCGGAUUUUUAACUUAUUACUGUUCAAUUCACUCACCCUUAAAAUAAAAUAAAAUUAGCACAUAACAUAAGAUUAAUCAGUCGCAUCUUUUUCAAUUCAUCAAGAGAAUCUUUAAAUAAUCUCAGUUACUUUGAAUAGCAACUUAGAGUUCAGCUCGGUUCCGAAUAAACUUCUAAUGUGAUAUGAUACGACAAGGCUCCAUGAUUGUUUCAUUGCAGUGCGAAAAAAUGAAAAGACGAUUUUCUAUGUUUCGUUUCGAGGGAUUUAAUAAAAUAUUAAUUUACAAAUGAUUUAUCUUAAAUAUUAUAUU
Bolinopsis microptera is the source of this 3762-nucleotide messenger RNA. RefSeq lists its product as uncharacterized. Gene Ontology annotation, molecular function: metal ion binding. Lineage: Eukaryota; Metazoa; Ctenophora; Tentaculata; Lobata; Bolinopsidae. The record is from RefSeq and is a predicted model, not a curated record. Bases 152 to 3148 code for a protein of 998 amino acids. The transcript is spliced from 8 exons.